Synchiropus splendidus (mandarinfish) is the source of this 2133-nucleotide messenger RNA. Its product is annotated as pleckstrin homology domain-containing family F member 2-like. The coding region runs from base 753 to 1655 and encodes 300 amino acids. Lineage: Eukaryota; Metazoa; Chordata; Actinopteri; Syngnathiformes; Callionymidae. The transcript has 3 exons. Gene Ontology annotation, molecular function: phosphatidylinositol binding; metal ion binding. The record is from RefSeq and is a predicted model, not a curated record.
CAUUUCUCUUUUCCUGGGGUUUUUACGCGACCGCCGCGGUUCCUCGCUCGCAGCGGCCAUGUCGAUUCCAUCUUUGCGAGCAGAAGAACCUUCGCAGACAGGGGAAGCGUCUCCCCUGAGGUCGGAGGGGUCACAGUGAGGCAUGUGGACCAUGACCUGCAGUGAACUUUAGCGCCGCAGGCGACGUCACGCCAGCGAAACUCAACCACAAACUGGUUUGGAAAAGAAGCAGAACCAGUUGGUCCACAGAACUUUGCACCUAAUAACAGUCUGAUGAAGGACCCAGCCCCCUGAGGAACUCUUAUUUCCUCCCUCAGACUGAUCUGGUAAAUCUGAUUAAUGAUGUUUGUUCUGGAAUCUGAUGGUGGCGCUGAUGGGAAGACUGGGUGGCGGCCGCGUUCCACUACUACUGCAUCAGCAUUUUUGGCACAAGUUUGGCUGAAUUACUGGACUUCCCUGCCUUGUGUACCACUCUCCACCUCAACUUCAGAAACAAACUUUUAGGACAGGUAUGGACCCUGAGCAACUGAGGGGUCACACGAGGGCCACAUGUGGGCUGGGGCCUCGCUUUGACCUCCUCUGGGAUUAUGAGAACAGACAAACAGAAAUCCCUCUGCCAAUUCUGUAUGACACGACUCACUGAGGCCACGCCCCCGGCCCCUCCCCUUGCUCACCUGGAAAGUCCAGCUGCCUCCCUUUAAGCAAGACAAACACCUGCAACGUUUCAGACAGACAGAUUUGAUUCUCCCAGCAUGGAUUGCCCGACCAUCUACCCAAAGAACUGCUCCCGGAUCCGGGCGGUGGAGAACGCGUUCGGCCCUUCAGGGAGGCCCCUGACUCACCCGGGUCGUGUCCUUCUGGGAGAGGGUCGACUCAUCAAACAGGGGCGCAGGAAGCCGCAGACCAAAGCCUUCUUUCUCUUCAAUGACCUGCUGGUCUACGGCAGCAUGCUCCUGAACGGCCGCUGGCUCAAGAAGCAGAAGAUCCUCCCUCUGGAGGACAUCCAGCUGGAGGACAUAGAGGACGGCUUGACCCUGAAGAACCAGUGGCUGAUCUACACACCACGCAAGUCCUUCUUCGUGUCGGCUUCCUCCCCGGAGGAGAAGCGGGAAUGGAUGGAGCAUAUCGAAAAGUGUCGGCGGAACCUGCUGCGCGACGGCGAGCGGCGGCCGGGUUCCAUCUUCGCAGUGACCUGGAUCCCGGACAACGUGGCCUUCAGAUGCAUGCGCUGCUUUGAGCGCUUCACGGUGACCAACCGCAGACAUCACUGCAGGAAGUGCGGCUUCGUGGUGUGCAACGCCUGCUCCAAGAACAGAGUGGUGGUCCCCAACAUUCACCCCACCAGGAUGAAGAGGGUGUGCUCGCGCUGCUACCAGCAGCCUGGGGAGGGAAGCGAGGCCCCUGUUAGGAUUGAAGAGGUCGUGGACCUGGAGGACAGCAGCAGGGCCGCAUCCAGUGAGGACGAGGACGAGGAGCACAUCUACUGUGUGCCCAGCAACUGGCUGGACGUCCAGGAGGAAAACAUCUAUGACUACCCCAGACUGCUGCUUGAGGGACCCCCGGAAAUCUUCACCAUCCCAACUGAGGCACUUGAGAAUCCCCCAUCGUCCCUUGGCCCUCUGGACCUGGAGACUCCUCCCCAAGAAGAGGAUUGAACAGGCGCCACUUACUCCUUAACAUUUAAAUAAUGCAGACCGUGUUUGAACUGGAACCAACUUUCUGACACGUGAGUCAAUAACACGCUGACUGGAAUCUGUUCAACCAGUUUGCCUCUGCUGGAUGUCAAUGAGCACUUAAGUCCCUCACCCAGUCACCUGUCAAGUGUUGGCAGCCUCUGCCAGCCUGGGUAAACAACACAGUCAAGCGAAGGCAGAAUUUUAGCGUCCCCUAGCGUCAGUGUGGGAUUCCUGCAACAUGACGUUGAAAUUAAAUCAGAACUGUAUACGAGUUUGUUUUUUUAUAUGAAUGUAAUUGUUGUUGUCAAACCAAUGAAGGAACUUUAAUGAAUUUAAAUUUUUAAAUUUUUAAUUUUUAAUGAAUUGUUUUGUGAUGCUUUAAUAUAUCGUUCUGUUUCAAAUAAAGAAGUGAAAAGCUGAUGAUUGGUUCUUCGCUCGAUGAAAUAUAUACUGAUAC